Scatophagus argus is the source of this 1852-nucleotide messenger RNA. RefSeq names its product gastrulation brain homeobox 2 (gene gbx2). Gene Ontology annotation, cellular component: nucleus. Gene Ontology annotation, biological process: regulation of nervous system development; regulation of transcription by RNA polymerase II. The record is from RefSeq and is a predicted model, not a curated record. The transcript is spliced from 2 exons. NCBI's taxonomy places the organism in Eukaryota, Metazoa, Chordata, Actinopteri, Scatophagidae. The coding region runs from base 643 to 1701 and encodes 352 amino acids. Gene Ontology annotation, molecular function: RNA polymerase II transcription regulatory region sequence-specific DNA binding; DNA-binding transcription factor activity, RNA polymerase II-specific.
UACUGAAUAUAUGCAGCUGAUUAUUUACGAUGAUGUGUUUUCACUUUCUUAAACGGCCUGUGGUCCCAAUUUGUGUAAUUGGCUCUCAUCCAGGAGGCCAAAGGCGAGCCGUCACAUCAUCCCAGCCGACCAAUCAGGAGCCAGAGCGCGGCGAGGGGGCAGAGCUCGCGCGGAGCAGGGAGCUCAAUUAAACAGAGGGGAGCGCAAUUUAAAUCCAAAACACCUCUGGAGGCGCGCCGAGCGGCAGGAAACACACACACACUCACUCACACACUCACUCACUCACACACACGCUCUGCCGCGGCGGGUGCAGCUGGAGUGUCCGGUGCUGUGGACUCGCUGUCCGCUCGGGUCGCAGAAGAGCCUCGCAGGACGCGCAGCGGAGUCUGUGGCCUUAAUGCUCCAGAUUUGUUUUUGUGGGGAAACUAACCGGAGGAAGAAGACGCGCUGAGUGUCCCUCCUCUGCCGGUCUCCGCCGCCUCCUCUCCUCUGCAGCACGGAUGGAAUGGUUCUCUUUAACGGGAUUAUCGCAGCUCUGAGCUCCGGUUCCCUCCCAGAGGCUCCUCCGGGGGUCUGUCCUCCGUCCGCCGCCGCCCACAGCGCGUCUUCUCCGGUCUCCUCCGAGCUGCGGCGGUCGUUCAUAUGAGCGCAGCGUUCAGUCCGUCCUUCAUGGUGAUGCAGCGGCCACUCGGAAGCACCACCGCCUUCAGCAUUGACUCUCUGAUCGGGGGGCCCCCGCAGCCCAGCCCGGGACACUUUGUCUACACUGGCUACCCGAUGUUCAUGCCGUACCGGUCGGUGGUGCUGCAGCCGCCGCCCCCGCCGCCCCCGGGCCUGCAGCAGGCUCUUCCGGCCGGCCACCACCCGCACCCGCAGAUCCCCAGCCUGCAGAGCGGCUUCUGCUCCAGCCUGGCGCAGGGCCUGACGCAGGGCAUGGCGCUCACCUCCACGCUCAUGGCGUCGCUGCCCGGCGGCUUCUCGCCGUCCCAGCAGCACCAAGAGGCGGCCAGGAAGUUCGGCUCGCAGGCGCUGCACGCGGUCUUCGACAAAACUCAGGAGCUGCGGCUGGACGCGGAGGACGGGAAGAGUUUCCUGCAGGGCAAAGAGUCCGCGGCGCUGCAGGCUUUCCACGACUCGGACACGUCGCUGCAAACAUCCACAGUCAGAGCACACAGUAAAGAAGACUCCAAGGAGGACGAGUGCGGCCGGAAAGACGAGAGUUUCUCCAUGGACAGUGACUUGGACUACAGCUCCGACGACAACCUCACCUCCAUGUGUCACAAGGAGGACGGGGACGGCGGCGCAGGAGCUUUGGACGACGGCCCGCACCUGCACGGCUCCUCCGGCGGCGGCGGCGGCGGAGGCGGCGGCGGGAGCGGCGGAGGCGGCAAGAACCGGCGGCGGCGGACGGCGUUCACCAGCGAGCAGCUGCUGGAGCUGGAGAAGGAGUUCCACUGCAAGAAGUACCUGUCGUUAACCGAGCGCUCCCAGAUCGCGCAUGCGCUGAAGCUGAGCGAGGUGCAGGUGAAGAUCUGGUUCCAGAACCGGCGCGCCAAGUGGAAACGCGUCAAGGCCGGAAACGUCAAUAACAAAUCCGGGGAGCCGUCCAGGAACCCCAAAAUAGUGGUGCCCAUCCCGGUGCACGUGAGCCGCUUCGCAAUAAGGAGUCAGCACCAGCAGAUGGAGCAGGCCAGACCGUAGAAGAAGAACAGACUCCUGACUGAGAGGCGAAGCGGAUCCCGUUCCGUCACAAACACGUUUCACUUUCGUUUAUUUAAGAGCAUCACAUUGAAACCCUGCAGGUUUUUAAGUCCGUCUCAUCAGCUUCAGUUUGACACCGGAAUCUGACAGC